Exophiala xenobiotica is the source of this 954-nucleotide messenger RNA. RefSeq lists its product as uncharacterized. Gene Ontology annotation, molecular function: oxidoreductase activity, acting on the CH-OH group of donors, NAD or NADP as acceptor. Lineage: Eukaryota; Fungi; Ascomycota; Eurotiomycetes; Chaetothyriales; Herpotrichiellaceae. The coding region runs from base 1 to 954 and encodes 317 amino acids. The transcript is spliced from 5 exons. The record is from RefSeq and is a predicted model, not a curated record.
AUGGACCCCGCGAAAUACGGCAUCAGCACUAUCCCUCUGAACCACGAACCAUAUGGCCCAAUCAAGCCUGAGGUGCUAAAAGGCGCCAACAAGGAUAAGGUCGCCGUGGUGACGGGUGCUGCUCGUGGGAUCGGACGAGCCAUAUCCGAAAACUUGGCGAACUCUGGUGCGAAUCUUGCCAUCAUCGACCUCCUCGCCGAGCCUUUGCAGGAGACAAAGGCAAUCUGCGAGAAAUACGGUGUCAAGGUCAAGACUUACCCUUGCGAUGUGACGGACGUGCCGCGUGUCAGAGCCGUGUUGGAUGAAAUCGUGAAGGAUUUUGGUCCCAUUGAGUGUGUCUCCAUGCUCCCUGCGCUUCUCAACAAUGCUGGAGUAUCGCCCGGCAAGCCACAAUGGAUGGAAAGUUUCGAGGACUUUUGGAAAACGAUUGAGAUCAAUUUCAAGAGUCAUAUGCUCACAAUAUGGGCGGUGUUACCAAGCAUGCGAGAGCGCAAGUCCGGCGUGAUAAUCAACAUCGCUUCUCGCGCUGCGACGGUUGACUUCCCCUUUGCGAUAGGGUACAACUCGAGCAAGUGCGCAGACACACGAGCCAUUUCGACAUUGCAGGAGGAACUGGAUCUUGACAACCUGGACAUUCAGACUUAUGCCCUGCAUCCAGGCGGUGUAUACACAGCCAUGGCAGCCAAGGAAGUACGGCCGGAAAUGGUGGAAAAGUACCCCCAACUCACGUCACAUGGCACAGACUUCAGAAGUCUGUUCAAGGAUCCCCCGGAGCUUUGUGGUGCCACAUGUGCGUAUCUCGCGACCGGUAAGGCCAAAGAACUCAGAGGAAUGUAUAUAGACUGCAGACAAGAUAUACAAAGACUGCAGGCCGCAGGACGAGAGAAGUUGCAGCAGGAUGGACUGUAUACUCUGACGAUGAAGUUUUUGGAAGGGUAUAACAACGAGCCUUGA